Naegleria gruberi is the source of this 2156-nucleotide messenger RNA. RefSeq lists its product as uncharacterized. Gene Ontology annotation, molecular function: protein binding. Lineage: Eukaryota; Heterolobosea; Eutetramitea; Acrasida; Naegleriidae. Gene Ontology annotation, cellular component: SCF ubiquitin ligase complex. The transcript has a single exon. The record is from RefSeq and is a predicted model, not a curated record. Gene Ontology annotation, biological process: SCF-dependent proteasomal ubiquitin-dependent protein catabolic process. Bases 1 to 2040 code for a protein of 679 amino acids.
AUGUUCCAACUAUUCGAAUUUGAUGAAGACUUGAAUCAACAACAAGUAUCUACGAAUCAUCAAUGGUCAACUACUACUAACAAGACCUCAACAAUUAAUUCCUUCUCUAGCUUACCUGAAGAUUUAUGGAUUGAAAUCUUUUCAUUCUUUCCAACAAGUGAAAAGCUUUUAAACUUGAUUUUAAUAUCUAAACAAUUACAAUCACCAAUUUAUAAAUCUAUUAAAAGCCUAAAAUUAUUAGGUAUUGAUAAUAAUACAACAACAACAUCAUGUAAUAAUAAUAAUACUGUAAAUAGAGUUGCUUACUCUGAAGAUGACAAGUGGCUGAUGAGUCCAAUAUCAACAUACAACAAACCAGCAUUAAGAAAUUUAUCUUAUGCUUCUAGAAUGUCAACUAUGAGAAGAUUAAACAAGUUGAAUAAUACUAAUAAUAAUACUAAUAAUACAACUAAUAAUAAUUCCAUGUCUAAUACUAAUACUAAUACAACAACAAGAUUACAUUCAUCAAGUGUUCCAUCUUCACUCAAUGAUCUAUAUUAUCAACCUGAAGAAGAAGAAGAAAUUAAUCCACUCAUAAAAUUAUUAACACCAUUUUCUAAAAUUACAGAAUUAAGUUUAGAAUUUUGUAAAGCACUUGAUUCUAAAACACUUUGUAAAAUUCUUGAAAAGUUUACACAUUUAGAAAUAUUAACAAUUAUUCAUUGUUCAUCAUUAUAUUCUAUUAAAAUUGAAUAUCCAAUGCAAGUUUGUAAAAAUUUAAAAAGAUUAGAAAUUAGAGAUUGUAGAUCAAUUCAAGAAUGUUCAGGUGGUAUUAAAUUAGAUUGUUAUUUACUUGAACAUUUAAAUAUAACAAGUACACCUUGUAUUAAUGAAAGAUUUAUUAGUAAUUUAAUUGAUAGAAAUUCAAAUACUUUAAAAACAAUUAAUUUAUUUAAUUUAUUAGAUUUUUCAAAUAUUUCAAUUUCUAAAAAGAUGAUUAAUUUAAACAAAAUUAAUUUACAAAGAUGUAAAAAUUUUAAACAAUUUCAUUUACCAAUUAAACAAGUUUGUAAUGUUUUACCUAAAUUAGAAGAAUUAGAUUUAAGUUAUACUAAUAUAAAUGAUGAUUCUAUUAAAUCAUUAACCAAUGAACAAAAAUUAGAUCAAUUAAAAGAAUUAAAAUUAGAAAAUUGUAAAAAUUUAAUUAAACCUAUAAUUGGUAAUUGUCAAAUGUUAACAAGUAUAUCAUUUGAUUUUUGUUCAUAUUUAGAAGAUGUUAAUAUUCCAUCUAAUAAUUGUCCAUCACUUGAUAAAUUAUCAUUAAAUUAUACUAAAAUUAAUGAUAAAUCAAUUGAAAGAAUAUUUAAUUUACCACAACCAUUUAUAGGAUUUAAUGAAUUAAAAACACCACCACCAAUUACAAAAUUAUCAGCAAAGAAAUGUAAAUUAAUUUAUAAUCCUAAAAUUACAUCUUAUUCAUUAGAAGAUUUAGAUUUACAUGGUUGUUAUAAUAUUUCAUCUCUUUCAUUAAUUGAUUUAAGUAAAAAAUCAUUAAAGAGAGUUAAUUUAGGAUGGACUAAAAUAGAUGAUGAUAAUUUAACUAAAAUAGUAGAAACAUGUCCAUCCAUUAGAGAAUUAUCUGUUAAUACAUGUGAUAAUUUAAUUAAUCCAACUAUACAAUCUAAUUCAUUACAAUUCAUUUCAUUUCAAGGUGCUCAUCAUUUACAAAAUCCAAUUUUAAAAUGUUCAUCUUUGAAACAUGUUGAUUUGAGAAAUUGUGAUAAUUUAGAAUCACCUACUUUAAUUAAAAGAAAAAAGAAAAAGAUUCAUCAUUUUUCAUCAUUUAAUUUAAAUGAUAAUAAUUUAAAUGAUAAUUUAAAUGAAAAUAGAAAUGAUGACAAUAUUUAUCAAGUGAGAAGAAGAUUGAAUUUUGAUGAUUUUAUAGAUUCUUCAACACUAGUUGAUUCAAAUAUAAUUGGAAAUUCUACCAAUGAUAUUAAUGAUGAUAUCAAAGCACAACAAGAUGAACCAACAACAUUCAACAGACAUUUGAAUAUUUAGAAGAUGAUGAUAAUAAUGAAUGUGAAUCAUCUCCAAUAUUUCAUCCAAAAAUGAAAGUAAUUGAAGAAGAAAACAAUGAUGAAAUUGAAUUGUAAAUUAAUAAAAUUGUAAACUUC